Messenger RNA from Acanthosepion pharaonis, 573 nucleotides. NCBI's taxonomy places the organism in Eukaryota, Metazoa, Mollusca, Cephalopoda, Sepiida, Sepiidae. The record is from the annotation of a GenBank genome assembly.
AUGCCUCUCUCUCUCUUACUAUCACGUUCUUCCAGUCUCUCUCAAUAUCUCUCUCUUAAUCUAUCCAGCUAUAUGUCUGUAUGCCUCUCUUUCUUUUCGCUUACUCAAAUAUUUUGUAUUGCUAUCUCUCAUUCACUACAACCUUUUAUUUUUCACUAUCUCUCACUGUCACUCUCUUUUUCUCUCUAUUUCGCUUAUUUUAUACAGCUGUAUUUCUCUAUCUCUUUCUCUCUAUCUCUCUCUAUAUUUCUAUAUCUCUCUAUUACUCGAACAUUCUAUAUUUCUAUCGCUCUUUCUCUUAAUCCCUUUUAUUUUUCUCUAUUUCUCACUAUCAGUCUCUCUCUCUCUCGCUUAAUCUAUCCAGCUAUAUUUCUAUAUCGCUCUCUCUCUCUCUCUCUCUCUCUCUCUCCCUUACUUGAACUUUCUGUAUUUCUAUCUCUUCCUCUUACUGCAAUCUUUUCUUUUUCCAUUUCUCACUCUUAUACGCUCUCUCUCUCACUCUCGCUCUCUCUCUCUCUCUCUCUUUCGCUUAAUCUAUCCAGGUAUAGUUCUGCAUCUCUCUCUCUCUUUUAA